Molecule: messenger RNA, 2425 nt
Organism: Epinephelus fuscoguttatus (brown-marbled grouper)
Lineage: Eukaryota; Metazoa; Chordata; Actinopteri; Perciformes; Serranidae
Gene: hspa8b
Product: heat shock protein family A (Hsp70) member 8b
Exons: 9
Coding region: 160-2100 (646 amino acids)
Biological process (GO): protein refolding; vesicle-mediated transport; cellular response to unfolded protein
Cellular component (GO): plasma membrane; cytosol; nucleus
Molecular function (GO): heat shock protein binding; ATP-dependent protein folding chaperone; ATP hydrolysis activity
Source: RefSeq, a predicted model, not a curated record
GGAGAAGGCGCGGCCGCUCCCACACACACCGCCAGACUGCGGGGAUCAUCAGGGGACCCGACACACCGAGAGCCACUCAGGGUGAAGCCAGCCUGCAGUAUUAAACCAUCACCUUAACCAUAAGCCUCACGACAGAUACCUGAACAUAACGGAGGAACCAUGUCCAAGGGACCAGCAGUCGGCAUUGACCUGGGCACUACCUACUCCUGUGUAGGAGUGUUCCAGCAUGGCAAAGUGGAGAUCAUUGCCAAUGACCAGGGAAACAGGACCACACCCAGUUAUGUUGCUUUCACUGACACCGAGAGGCUGAUUGGAGAUGCAGCCAAGAAUCAGGUGGCCCUGAACCCCAACAACACAGUAUUCGACGCCAAACGUCUCAUUGGACGUCGGUUUGAUGACGCCGUUGUCCAGUCAGACAUGAAACACUGGCCAUUUACAGUCAUCAAUGAUUCCUCACGCCCAAAAGUAAAAGUGGAGUACAAGGGGGAGACCAAGACCUUUUACCCAGAGGAGAUCUCUUCCAUGGUGCUGAUUAAAAUGAAGGAGAUCGCAGAGGCAUACCUCGGAAAGACUGUUACAAAUGCAGUGGUGACUGUGCCUGCCUACUUCAAUGACUCUCAGCGCCAGGCCACCAAAGAUGCAGGGACCAUUUCUGGACUUAAUGUCCUUCGUAUCAUCAACGAGCCUACUGCUGCUGCUAUUGCUUAUGGCCUGGACAAAAAGGUUGGAGCCGAGAGAAACGUCCUCAUCUUUGACCUGGGCGGUGGCACAUUUGACGUCUCCAUCCUGACUAUUGAAGACGGCAUCUUUGAGGUCAAGUCCACAGCAGGCGACACACACUUGGGCGGAGAAGACUUUGAUAACCGCAUGGUCAACCACUUCAUCUCCGAGUUCAAGCGCAAGCACAAGAAAGACAUCAGCGACAACAAGAGGGCGGUGCGUCGUCUGCGCACAGCGUGCGAGAGGGCCAAGCGCACACUGUCAUCCAGCACUCAGGCCAGCAUCGAAAUCGAUUCUCUGUACGAGGGAAUCGACUUCUACACCUCCAUCACCAGAGCCCGGUUUGAGGAGCUGAACGCAGACCUGUUCCGAGGAACCCUGGAGCCCGUGGAGAAGUCUCUCCGUGACGCUAAGAUGGACAAGGCUCAGAUCCACGACAUUGUCUUGGUGGGAGGUUCCACUCGCAUUCCCAAGAUCCAGAAGCUGCUGCAGGACUUCUUCAACGGGAAGGACCUCAACAAGAGCAUUAACCCAGAUGAAGCAGUGGCCUAUGGUGCAGCCGUGCAGGCAGCCAUCCUGUCAGGCGACAAAUCAGAGAACGUGCAGGACCUGCUGCUGCUGGAUGUGACCCCCUUGUCUCUGGGCAUCGAGACUGCUGGAGGAGUCAUGACUGUUCUCAUCAAGAGGAACACAACUAUCCCCACGAAGCAGACCCAGACAUUCACCACCUACUCAGACAACCAGCCUGGUGUGCUCAUUCAGGUGUUUGAGGGUGAAAGGGCCAUGACCAAAGACAACAACCUUCUGGGGAAAUUUGAGCUGACAGGAAUCCCCCCUGCGCCCAGAGGAGUUCCUCAGAUUGAGGUGACCUUUGACAUCGACGCCAACGGCAUCAUGAAUGUGUCUGCUGUCGACAAGAGCACCGGGAAGGAGAACAAGAUCACAAUCACCAAUGACAAAGGUCGCUUGAGUAAGGAGGACAUCGAGCGUAUGGUCCAGGAAGCAGAGAAAUACAAGGCUGAGGAUGAUGUGCAGAGAGAGAAGGUGACUGCCAAGAACGGCCUGGAGUCUUACGCCUUCAAUAUGAAGUCCACUGUGGAGGAUGAGAAGCUGAAGGACAAGAUCAGCGAGGAGGACAAGAAGAAGAUUGUGGACAAGUGCAAUGAGGUCAUCAGCUGGCUGGACAGAAACCAGUCUGCAGAGAAAGAUGAGUUUGAGCAUCAGCAGAAGGAGCUGGAGAAGCUGUGUAACCCCAUCAUGACCAAGCUGUACCAGAGUGCAGGGGGGAUGCCGGGGGGAAUGCCAGGCGGCUUCACCGGAGGUGCCGAUCCAUCAGGUGGAGGAGCAUCCUCCGGCCCCACCAUCGAGGAAGUCGACUAAAGGAGUUGUUUACCAAACUUGCAUGAGCUUGUUCUCUUUCCUGCUUUGAGGUUGGUGUGAAGGGUGAUCACAUUAUAUUGCAGAGUUAUCUACACUGUUAAGAACCAUUAACCACGCCUCUUUUGGGAUUGUUUUGAUAAUUUUUGUACGCCAACCUUCAGCAACACUUCCUCUGUGGCUUUUCUGGUAGGCGGUCUUUUCAAGUGGCUGUGUUGCGUCCAGUUAAAACAGUUAAUGUGGGUAUUAUCACAUUUCUAUUUCUUUCUCACUUGGUUAUGUAUACUUUGCAAAAUGAGACUAAAUAAAAAACUUUUUUGAACUUUGA